CUGGCGGGCACGGGCAAGUCGACCAUCGCGCGGACGGUGGCCCGCAGGUACUUUGAAGAGAAGCGUCUGGCAGCGAGCUUCUUCUUCUCGCGCGGCGGCGGCGACGUUGGGCACGCCCGCAAGUUUGUCACGAGCAUCGCAGUGCAGCUUGCGCACAGCGUGCCAGCGUUGCAGCAGCACAUUAGCGACGCUGUUGCAGCGCGCAGCGACAUUGUCGGCCAGUUGCUGCGCGACCAGUGG
Messenger RNA from Macroventuria anomochaeta, 240 nucleotides. RefSeq lists its product as uncharacterized. The transcript has a single exon. NCBI's taxonomy places the organism in Eukaryota, Fungi, Ascomycota, Dothideomycetes, Pleosporales, Didymellaceae. The record is from RefSeq and is a predicted model, not a curated record. The annotation marks the transcript as partial.